Molecule: messenger RNA, 2171 nt
Organism: Ilyonectria robusta
Lineage: Eukaryota; Fungi; Ascomycota; Sordariomycetes; Hypocreales; Nectriaceae
Exons: 1
Coding region: 191-1690 (499 amino acids)
Biological process (GO): mitochondrial seryl-tRNA aminoacylation
Cellular component (GO): mitochondrion
Molecular function (GO): tRNA binding; ATP binding; serine-tRNA ligase activity
Source: RefSeq, a predicted model, not a curated record
AGGAAUGGGCCGGCUCAACGGUUGUUGCGGGCGCUUUGCGACGGCUUCACGAUGAUCUCGGGGAUGGAUCGGAGCGGGAUCGGGUAAUUGCAUAACCCACUUUCUGAGCCUCAUCCCACCACCAAAGCUUGGAGCGACGUCAAGCUCACCCCAGGGCAAUGAGAAGCUCACACUGAGCCCGCAACGCACAAUGAACAGGACAUUGCUACGCCUGCGGUGUCGCAACCUGCAGCCCAAGGCGCACGCGGCAUUGCGCCGCGGCUUCGCUGACGUCAAGCGCCCGCCGUCGGCGCCCAAGCCCAUCGUCGACAUCAAGCACAUCCGCCAGAACCCGGAGCUGUACGAGCGCACCUGCAUCGAGCGCAACUACAAGCGACAGGCCCAGAACCCGGCGCUGAUUGUCGAGCUGCACGCAAAGUUCCAGGACCUGCAGCGCCAGGGCCGCACGCUGCGCGAGCGCUCCAACCUGCUGCGGCGCCAGCUCGCCAACCCGGCCACCAGCAGCGAUGACCAGGACCUCCAGGAGGUGCGGCUGAUGAGCCGCGAGCAGAUCCAGGACGAGGCCCGCCGGCUCAAGCAGGAGCUGUCGGUCAUCGAGAAGGGCGAGGCGCAGGCCGUCGCCCAGAUGGAGGAGCUGGCGCUGGAGAUCCCCAACCUCACCAGCGACGACACGCCGCGCGGCGACGAGCCGGAGCUGCUCACGUACAUCAACGACCCGCCCACCUUUCCCGAGUCGCCCGAGGACAAGAUCUGGCGCUCCCACGUCCACAUCGGCUCCGAGCUGGGCCUGUUCGACUUCGCCGGCGCCGCCACUGCGUCCGGCUGGGGCUGGUACUACCUCCUCGGCGAGGCCGCCCAGCUCGAGCAGGCCCUCGUGCAGUACGCCCUCGCCGUCACCACACGCUACGGCUGGACUCAGGUGUCGCCGCCCAGCAUGGUGUACAGCCACAUCGGCGCCGCGUGCGGGUUCCAGCCCCGGGAUGAGAGCGGCGACCAGCAGGUGUACACGAUUGCGCAGUCGGCCGCCGAUAUUGAUCGAGGCGUCCCCGAGAUGUGUCUGACCGGCACGUCUGAGAUUGCCCUCGCCGGGAUGAAGGCCAACACCAUCAUCGACUCGGAAGACCUGCCCCUCAAGCGAGUCGCCGUCUCGCGGUGCUAUCGCGCCGAGGCUGGAGCCCGCGGCGCCGACACCAAGGGCCUGUACCGCGUGCACGAGUUCACCAAGGUCGAGAUGUUCGCAUGGACGCCCCCGGAACAGGACACGGGCGUGGAGGUCCUCGACGAGAUGCUCGACAUGCAGACCGAGAUCCUCUCGUCGCUCGGCCUCUACUGCCGGGUGCUCGCCAUGCCCACGCACGACCUGGGCGCCUCGGCCACGCGCAAGGUCGACAUGGAAGCCCACUUCCCCUCGCGGCGCGAGGGCUGGGGCGAGGUGACGUCGGCCAGCCUGUGCACCGACUACCAGACGCGGCGGCUGGGCACGCGCACGCGCAUCGACGGCCGCCUGUCCUUCCCCUGGACGGCCAACGGCACGGCGCUCGCGGUGCCGCGCGUGCUGGCCGCGCUGCUGGAGAACGGCUGGGACGAGGAGAACAAGACGGUCGCGGUGCCCGAGUGCCUGCGGCCGUGGAUGGACGGCAAGGAGAAGAUUGGCCUGGGCAACCGCCGCUCGAGCGUGGACCGGGUAUGAGGGAAGGGAAACGAAGCGCUUACGACAAUGGACGAUGGGGAGCUUGACGAGCAGCGGGGGCGAAUGUGUACCAUCAUCGGGCUGUGUUAUGUACCGGUCAGGAGACGGCCGAGGUAUCACGGUGGAACUGUAUAUGUGAAGUGACUGGAUUUGAUAAUGGGCAAAGGAGGACAUGUAAAACCUCGCGGUACUGAAAAACUCUCCUGAAUGGGCUGGCUGGCUCUUUGCAUCUAGUUUGUAACCAAAGCAACAUCGCAAUGCAACCUCAUCUAAUAAACACACCACUGGUAUUAUCCCCACCUCUAUACAUCUCACCACAAGUCCACCACCCGUUCUUCCCAACCGGGCAUCUUGAACGCCAUCCCCGGGCUGCCUCGCAUCAUGUACCACCCGCUCAUCUUCUUCACCGCGCCCAACCAUCCCAACUCCCUGCGUCGCCACGCGCGUCCACUCGUCCCGUCCCCCCUGCGCUGCACCACGU